AUGGCAACUUCCAUAGCCUCUCAAUUAGAAGCUAUCAGAUCCAUCGCACAUGUUGAUUCCGCUCCUCUGAAAAGGCCUUUCACUCGUCCUUCUAUCUUGUUCGAUCCUAAGGAAGCUGCUGAUAUUAGUAUUGAAUCCAUUUUCACUAUUGCACUUCAAGGUUUGGAGGUUCUUAUUAGCAACGACGAACGGUUUAGGAAUUAUAAAAAUGAUUUGUUCAGUCACCGAAGUAAAGAGUUGGACAGAGAGUUAAUGGGGAUAGAACAGAAUAAUCAACUUAACGUGUUAAUUAAUUCAUAUUUAAAACUUGUUUCUGGAUUUUUUAUGCUUCCGUCUGCACUUCAAACACUCGAAUAUUUGAUACGAAGACACAAGAUUCAUGUGUACAACAAUGAGGAUUUGAUAUUGUGCGCAUUGCCGUACCACGACACACAUGCAUUUGUUCGAGUAGUACAGAUACUUGAUAUAAGGAAUGGUACAUGGGGUUUUUUGGAGGGCGUGAAAGUCUCUGGUGCACCUCCACCUAGAAAGGUUAUAGUGCAGCAAUGCCUUCGUGAUAAGGGCGUAUUAGAAGUUCUAUGCAACUAUGCAUCUCCGUCUAAAAAGUUUCAACCUUCGAAGAAUGUAAUUGGCUUUUGUACUGCUGUUUUUGUUGAACUUUUGGGGACUGUUGUGACGGUUGAUGAUGAUAUUGUCAAGAGAAUACUUCCUUUUGUGGUCUCCGGUCUUCAGUCAGGUGUUAAGGGUCUUUCAGAUCACAAGGCCAGUUCAUUGAUGAUAGUUGGCUUGCUUGGGAAUAAAGCUGCAUUGGCUCCUAAACUUUUGAAUAGUUUGAUACGUUCAGUUACCGAGGUUGCUCGGGAGGAGGCUAAAGAGUUGAUAGAUCUUCAUUGGUUUCGGUUGUCCCUUAUUGCCUUAAUCAAUCUUGUCCAGUCCCAAAAUGUUGAAAUACUUCCAAUAAAGGCCUUGGAGAUUUUAAAGGAACUCAGGGAUUUGCCAGGGGUUUUAUUAGAAUUGUCUAAGGAGUUCAACAUUGAAAAGUUUUUUGUUGUUUUAUUGGACUCCCUAAUUGACUGCAGUUCUAAAGAUGAAUACUGCCAGCAGGCUUUGCUGUCCUUGAUAGAAAAGGUCCCCAUAAACGAUUCUGUUCAUCACGUGGUCACCAAAAUCCUAUCAACUUGUGUGAAACUAUCGCAAAAAGUUGAUGACUCGAUAUCUUUGAUGUCAGCUGGUUGGGCAAAAAAGAUUCUAAUAAUUGUUAAUACAAAGUAUCCGUCUGAACUCCGUGGAGCAGUUAAUCAUUUCCUUCAGAAUAACAAAGCACAUUCAAAGAAAGAUGAUUCACUGUAUAAGAUUUUAUGUAAGAUGUUGGAUGGUAAUUUGGAUUCAUCAUCUGAUAUUUCAGAGUCUAAAGUUUGGUUUGCCUUGUAUCAUCCAAAGGCUGAUGUUAGACGUACUACACUGCGUGAUAUAAAUUCUUCUGGCAUCUUGAAAAACGAGGCAUUUGUUUCAGAGGGUCUUGUUGACAUUCAAGAGGCCAUUUUGAGACAGCUUGAUGAUAAAGAUCUAACAGUUGUUCAAGCAGCUUUAAAUGUUGAUGGCUUGCAAAAUGUACUAGGUGCUUCUAAGCUUAUUGAGACACUGCAAACUGUGCUAAGAAGAUGUGUUGGCAAGCUGCUGUCUGGUUCAACCGAUAAUGUAAGUCUAACUGGAGAAGUCGCUGUCACCUGUUUAAAGAAAGCCAUAUCAUAUUUCCAUGAUCAUUCUGAUUACUUGAAAAACAUUGCCGCCAUGAUUUUUCCAUUACUCCUUGCUAUGCCACAGACACAGGACUUGAAUUUAAAAGCUCUUGUACUAGUCAACAAAUUUACCUGGCCACUUUAUCAGAAUGUUGCGGUGUCUAGCUCUGAAGAAACGACUCCGAUACUUGGAAGUUUAUCUUCUAUUAACUUGAAGGUUAUCAAUAACUUGGCUAGCAAUUUCAUGGUCCACCCUGAAGAUAAUAUUGCCUGGUUUGUUGAAAGCUGCAAUGAUUCAGAAUUGUCAAAGACACUCUUCCUUUUUGUUCUAUUGCAGUCUCUUCUGCUGAUAAAACCAAAAAGUGAUGGCUUUUCUGCACUGUUUAAAAGUGUGUUUCCUAUUCUGAAGGCUGAGUUGGAAUCUUUAGUGAAUGCUGGUGAUGUUCUUUUGGAUGAGUUCAAUUCUGAAAUGCUAGACUGGGACUGUAGUUCUUUCUUUGAUCAUCUUUUGUAUGCCAACCUCAGACCUUUAAAUGCAAAAGUUAUGGUUUGCAUAUUUUGGAGGCUGAUCUCAGCACUAAUGUCAGUAGAAUCUUCAGGCAAUCGGCUGGAUGAUAGCAAGAUAAAGGAUCUGUUUGUAUUUUUUGCUUCCUCAAAGUUCAAACAUGCAUUCCGUGAACACCUCCAUUUCUUAGCUGCACAGUGCAGUGUAUCACCUGCCCGCCUAUUAUCUAAGUUUUUUACGGAUGAAGGUGUUCCUGCUACAGUUCAGGUUGAAAGUCUUCAGUGCUAUGCAUUUCUAUGUAGUCUGUCACAAGAUAAAUGGCAAACUGAACUUUUGGCCGAAUUUCCUUCUAUUCUUGUUCCAUUGGCUGGUGAUGAUCAGACUGUAAGGGUUGCUUCCAUGAAAUGUAUUGAUGAGUUACGUGCCUUGUGGUGUCGCAUUGAACGUUCUGGCAAGAAAAACGGGAACAAUGCUACAUGGUUCCAUUUUCUGGGCGAACUACUAUUGCUGUUGGAUCAGCAAAAAACACUUAUAUUGUCUGACAAGAAGUUUCUUCCUUCAUUGUUCGCAUCCACACUGGGUUCAUCCUGUCAUAAUAUCUUAGUACCUCAAAAUAUGGAAAACAGGUUUGACCAGCCCACUAAAGAAAGAAUACUUGAGUUCAUUUUGGGUUCUGCUCUGAAAUUCUCCAACUACGGGAAGCUAAUGAUUCUCUCCUUGCUCAAGGGAGUUGGGUAUGCUAUUAUGCAUCCUAAUAUUGCGCCAGUGUUGUCUCGUUCUAUAGAGCAAUACUAUGAUGACCGCAGUAAAUCUCGCCAGAAAAUUUCGAACACCAGAACUAAGAUAAUGUGCCUUUUGUUGGAGAGCUGUGUUAUGUCAUCUCCCUCAGGUGGAGAUGAUCUUCAAGAUCCUUUACUGAAAACGUUGCAGUUGGAUGACAUGACUUCAGAUGACCCUGCCUAUAUAGAGCCUUGUAUCUCUGUCUUGAACAAACUUAAUAGUCAAUUCUACACGGGGUUGCAGAAUAAAGUAAAGGAGGAUUUAUUUCGGGCACUUGUUUUUUUGUGCCGUAGUGCUAACGGUGAUGUACAAAGUGCAACUAAAGAGGCUUUAAUGCGCAUAGAUAUAAAUUUCUCAACUGUUGGCCACAUACUUGAUCUCAUACUUGCACCAAAAUGUGGCAAAGUUAGGUCAGCAGAUGAGAAGACAAAAAAGAGACAGAAAUUGACAAUAGAUCAAGAAGCAGAACUUCCCACUAAUGACAUAUGCAGAAUAGAUGAUCCAGCCUAUCUUCUUAGUUCCCUUCUUGACGUUUUAUUACUGAAGAAAGACAUAAUAAACAGGCAUUUUCUUUUAGACCCCUUAUUUAAACUUCUUAGCAAGGUAUUUUCAGAAGAAUGGGUAAAUGAUACUCUUUCCCUUGAGGAAGGAUCAAGCCAAUCAUCAUCAAGUCCUUCUGAAUCCAUAAAUCAUAUUCAACAGACUCUAUUGAUUAUCCUGGAGGAUAUAAUCAUGUCUCUUAAAAGCAUAACUGCGCAUAAUGAAAGAAUGACGGAUGAGAUUAACAUCAAGCUACUGAUAGAGUGUGCCCGGACUACCAAUGUUUUAGUCACCCGCAACCAUAUAUUUUCUCUGCUUUCUGCUGUUAUUAAAGUUUUGCCAGAAAAAGUCUUCGAUCAUAUACUUGAUAUUCUUCCGGUUAUUGGUUUAUCAGCUGUUACACAGAUUGACAGUCAUUCAAAGCAUGUUUUUGAGGAUCUAAUAUCUGCGAUUGUUCCUUGUUGGCUGUCUAAGACAGAUGAUGUGGAGAAUUUACUGAAGGUUUUCAUAGAUAUAUUUCCUGAAAUAGUUGAGCACAGAAGGCUAUCCAUUGUUUUACAUCUCCUAGGAACUUUGGGCGAGGGUAAAAGCUUGGCCUCAUUGCUUAUCUUGUUGUUUUCUUCACUGGUUUCAAGGAAAGCCAGCCAUUUCGUUAAUAUUCAGACGCCAGAUGCUUUAACAUUUUGUACUAAAGAGUGGGAAUAUAAAUUAGCAAUGCAGAUUUGUGAGCAGUUUACAAGUAUGACCUGGCUUCCAUCUUUAGUUAUUAUCCUUGAACAGAGAGGAAAUACAAAUGUUGACCGGUUAAUGUUUCUGGAGUUGUUUCUGGCAAUGCAAUUUUCUUUGCAAAAAUUGCAAGAUCCAGAAUUGCUGUUCAAACUAGAAUCAGGGGAAGACACAGUUGUCAUUCAGACAGCACUUGGAGGGCUUAUGGAACAUGUUGUUUUCCUUUUGCAUCUUAUAGAUGCAAGAAAAAAACAACUGAAUUUCCCAGUCAAUAUAAGGAAAGAGUUGAAGGAAACUAUGCGUGCUCUUGUGAGGAAUAUAACAAUGGUCAUGAUACCUUCUGUAUACUUUAAGAGCAUAAUUAAGUUGCUCCACCAUUCAGAUAAAAAUGUUGGAAAAAUGGCUCUUGGGCUGUUAUGUGUUGCAGCAAGAAAUCACGAAAAAGUCAGCUUAGCUCUUAAAGACAACAAAGGUUCAAGGUCAAGAUCAAGUUUUCCUUGGCUUCAUAUGGAUGAAAGUUCUCAAGAGUCACUUGAUAAAAUGUGUUUAGAAAUUCUUCAAGUACUUGAUGAUUCAUCAAAUACCUCUUUGAAAGUAGCAGCAGUUUCAGCGUUGGAAGUUCUUGCAGAAAGGUUCCCUUCGAAUAGUUCCAUCUUUGGUGUAUGCCUUGGAUCUAUUACAAAAUGUAUUACAUCUCAUAACUUGGCUGUAACUUCUAGCUGCCUUCGAGCAUCUGCUGCUUUGAUCAAUGUUCUUGGUCCAAAAGCAUUGGCUGAACUUCCUCAAAUUAUGGACAAUGUGAUGAAGUCCUCUCGUAUUGUGCUGUCUAGUCAGGAUUUGAAACCAAAAACUAAUGAGGUUUUAUCAGUCUCAAAUGAACCCCAUUUUAUUUCUGUUCUUGUUACUUUGGAGGCAGUUGUGGACAAGCUUGGUGGAUUCCUAAAUCCAUAUCUCACAAAUAUCAUGGAGCUUCUGGUGCUUCAUCCCGAAUAUGUCUCAGGAAUGUAUCCCAAAGUGGAAUCCCGAGCUCAUGGAUUACGAAAGCUUCUUGCUGGAAAAAUUCCAGUACGACUUUCCUUGCCGCCGUUGUUAAAACUAUAUCCUGCUGCUGUUGAAGCUGGGGAUAAAAGCUUAAAAGUUGUGUUUGAUAUGUUGGCAACAUUUAUUGGUGCAAUGGACAGAUCAUCUAUCGGGGCAUUCCAUGGAAAGAUUUUUGACUUUUGCCUGGUUGCUCUUGAUCUUCGCCGUCAAAGUCCUCGUUCAGUUCAAAACAUUGAUUUAGUGGAAAAAGGUGUGAUGAGUGCUAUGCUUGCGCUGACCCUAAAACUUACAGAGAGCAUGUUCAAGCCUCUUUUUGUAAAGAGUAUUGAAUGGGCAGAAUCUGUAGUGGAUGAAACUGCAUCAGCAGGAAGCAUGGAUAGGGCCAUAUCUUUUUAUGGCAUGGUAAAUAAGCUUGCUGAGAACCAUCGGUCAUUGUUUGUUCCUUACUUCAAAUACCUACUUGGUAGUUGUGUUUAUCAUCUAGGCGACGGCGGAGACUCUAAUGUGACUAGUCUGAGUCGGAAGAAAAAGAAGGCUAAGAUUAUGGAUGAUGGUGAUGUAAAAGAAACAAGUAGCUUAUCUAUCAAGGAAUGGCAUCUCAGGACACUAGUCCUGUCAUCCUUACACAAGUGUUUCCUCUAUGACACUGGGAGCUUGAAGUUUCUUGAGUCCUCAAAUUUCCAGAUGUUGUUAAAACCUAUUGUCUCACAACUUGUCCUAGAUCCACCUGCAAUGCUAGAUGACAACAGCUUGAGUAUACCUAGCGUGAAGGAAUUUGAUGACCUACUUGUCGUGUGCAUCGGCCAAAUGGCUGUCACAGCUGGUUCUGACCUUUUGUGGAAACCUCUGAACCACGAGGUUUUGAUGCAGACACGUAGCGAGAAGACACGGACUAGAAUAUUGGGCCUGAGAAUUAUUAAACAUUUUGUAGAUAACUUGAAAGAAGAAUAUUUAGUAUUAUUAGCGGAAACAAUCCCGUUCCUUGGUGAACUUCUCGAGGAUGUGGAGCUUUCAGUUAAAUCUCUUGCUCAAGAAAUUCUACAGGAAAUGGAGUCUAUGAGUGGGGAGAGCCUUCGGCAAUACCUAUGA
Lathyrus sativus (Indian pea) is the source of this 6420-nucleotide messenger RNA. Lineage: Eukaryota; Viridiplantae; Streptophyta; Magnoliopsida; Fabales; Fabaceae. The record is from the annotation of a GenBank genome assembly.